Messenger RNA from Mycena indigotica, 795 nucleotides. RefSeq names its product DUF1768 domain-containing protein. NCBI's taxonomy places the organism in Eukaryota, Fungi, Basidiomycota, Agaricomycetes, Agaricales, Mycenaceae. The transcript is spliced from 6 exons. The record is from RefSeq and is a predicted model, not a curated record. The coding region runs from base 16 to 795 and encodes 259 amino acids.
UCACCAACCUUCAUCAUGCCCCAACUCACAUUGGCGCAAGCCUUUGCGCGUGGAACUAAGAAAUCUGGCUCAGAAAAACAACCACCACCCAAGCAGCCAAACGCAGCCCCAAAACCACAGCCAAGUAAACCUCAAAUCACUCCCCCAAGCCCUGCUCAGAAGAUCCUAUUCGGACCCAGUGGCCCAUAUGCUGAAUUCGACCAGUUUGCGGUCCAUCCAAUCACGCAUAACGGUGUUAUCUACCCCACAUCGCAACAUCUAUUCCAAGCUUUGAAGUUUAUUGGGCAUAGACCGGACAUUGCAGCGCUCAUCCGUGAAGCUACAACUGCUCAGCUCGCCUUCGAUAUCGCGCAUUCCAAUAAACCGUUAGCUCGUGUAGACUGGUUUUCUGUCAACGUCUCCCAGAUGGAAGAGGUUUUGUUUCUCAAGUUUACCCAGUACGAUCACCUGAAGCAACAACUCAUUGCCACUGGCAACGCGGGACUAUGUCAAGACUCGAUGACUGACUCAUUUUGGAGUGUCGGGCCAGACCUUUUGGGCAGUAAUGAGCUGGGUCGGGCCUUGGAACGCGUGCGAGAACGACUCGGGGGCUCUCCCGCGCCGGUCUAUACCAUCGCUCAAUGUCUUAAAUGUCGCAAGAGGCCAGCGUCUGGUGAAUUGCUGUACUGUGGAAUGGCUUGUCUGCGUGCAGACAUCUCACGAGUACCUCCUAUAUGUCCACGAUGUCGGCGACGACCUCAGAUUGGCGACCUGGGCUUCUGUGGAGUCACUUGUCUCAAAGCCAGUCGUGAGUGA